Spirometra erinaceieuropaei is the source of this 8271-nucleotide messenger RNA. NCBI's taxonomy places the organism in Eukaryota, Metazoa, Platyhelminthes, Cestoda, Diphyllobothriidea, Diphyllobothriidae. The record is from the annotation of a GenBank genome assembly.
AUGCCUGACUCCCAAACCGAAUUUCGGAACUGGAAAUGCUCCAUCAACUUUGACGCAUUUGGACGCACUGCGGAAUGUCAAACCUACAUGUCCAGUUCGCCAAACAAAUACAACGUGUUGUGCAACGUUACCUUUCCACGAAUCUCACUCGUUUUUUCACACACUGUAAGUUAUAUCGAUUUGCAUCUUGCAGCUGGCCUAACUUAAGAAAUGCCAGCCGGGAUUCCGAAUGCAUUUUCUUGAUUGAAGAGACUUCUUAGAUGGGCUUGUUAUAUUGUUAACCGUGCAGCAUAACCUCCAGAUACUUUAUUCGUGCCGGACGGCGGCUUGUAAUAUGAUUUAGGGAAAACAUAUGCAAACAAAUUAUUUCAUAUACAUGCUUGAUAGAAAAUCUCGUUUUCUAUAUUUUCACACUUGAUGAAAGGAUAGGUAUGAGUUUUAACAACGUCUUUUAAUGCCCAAGUAAUUUUGAGUCCGUUUUGCAGGUGCGGUUGCCUUGCAACUGCCCUCUGUGCACGUUUGAUGUAAUAAAAGUCAUACAAUUCUCCCUGUUACUAAGAUGUCGUCAUGUAGGAUUUAUUUUAUUUCGUUGUCGGCGCGUACUAUAACUUUUGCUUUCCUAGAUGCGCUGUUUAAUGGACAGGCACAAACCUUUUUUAAAAUCUCAAAACUGCUGAUAUUUUAAAACCAAAUUAUGGCCUUUAUGUAACACAGACCUAGAGAAUACAUAUUUCCUACCAACCGCAGUGCAAUAUAAAAUACUGACAUGUUUUUUAUAAAAUAACAGCAUUGCACGUUAGCGCAUUACGUGCUCAUUCUAACAAAAUGGGAGACCAUUAAAGCAUUUGCAAAAAGUCGUACCCAGCUGCGGAUAUCCUAGGUUGAUUGACUUGUGUUCAGACAAUACUUUGCAAUAUUCGGUGUCACAACUAAUCUUUUCCAAUUAAUGGGUUCUUUUGUAAAUUAUGUUAACAUUUCGCGGGAUGUAGCAGGUGCUUAUAUUUUAAUAUUCUGGUCACUAAACCAUUACGCUCACAUAUGUCAUUACAGUCACUUCAACUGCUAUUUUUUUGGCGCAAGCGGUCAAGUCAUAGGCCAGAUUGGUGUGACGGGGAAUUAGUCUAACUCGCUACCUAGGGACAACAUUACCAAGUGACUCCUCCACGAAAAUCCGGUUGCUUAACUUUUUUCUUAUACCAAUUACUUAACCCAACAUAUUUUCUCAUAUAGAAGAAACCAACUAAUUUUUCGACAUAUUUGCGAAGCAUCUUCAAAUUUUGCAGAUUAAUGUGUAUAUUUUUGUAAGUAUUCUUUAAUGUUCCUCAUAUGGAUGAAAAGACAUUAUUGUCUUUCGGUUUCCUUAUGCAAGCUGUUUUGACUUCAAGGCCCACGCCUAUGAUAUGGAUCCCCUUAAAGACACAACCAUUGGGAGUUCUGAACAAAUCACUUUUUCCCGCAGUGACGUAUUUGGCAACGUCCACUUUGAGUUGAGCUACGAGGACCAGUUAAUUGGCAAUGAUGUUCUUCGUAUGCUUUACGUACUUCCAAAUAUAUUCGAAAACAUUUACCCGAGUGUUAUGAAGAACAAUCUUUUGGUCCGAAAACCGCAAUUGUUUUUGGCGAUAGGUCAAUUUCAUGCAUUUGCUCUUCGUCAGGAUGUAAACUGGCAGCUCCCCUUUUGUACAUAUCCCUAGGCUGCAUGUUGAAAAAUAUCUAAUAUAUAUUUGAAAGUACCAUGCAACGUCUUUUAAUUAUCCGACCGAUAAGGAACUAUCAGUAGGUCGCACGCGAAAUCAAUAUAAUUGCUAGAUUAGCGUGGGGCCGGAGUCAAUCAGGCUGCACACUUUUUGCGACUUCAGUGGCAAUUGGGAAUUAUUGUAGAUGUUGCGGAAUAUCUAGACGCAGACUUCACAAUCAGUCAGUUCAUAGUGCUUUAUUACAGCCGACCCGGACAACGACCAAUUUCCUUCUCUAACAGACUUUCACGAUGAGAGAAGACUCGUGGCUGGACACUGCCUGGCAACUUUGUCUUCUCGGGAAUGAGUAUUCCUGGAGUAUUGUUAGGCUGUAUCUAUCAAAUCCUUGAACCAUCAUUGGACACGUGCUAAUCUUCCCUAAACCGUCCAUAACUUGAACACAUAUUUCAGUUGUAUAUUUGUGAAUCCGUGCUGCUUACCCCGAUAAAAAUUAUUUGUCGACUAGAUACAUCAACUGUGAUAGUCGGGCAUGCGUGUCUUCAGACCUGGGAGUUCCUCUCUAAUCCCGGCUGAUCCGCAUUGCAACUGCGCAAGCGACAUCGAUUUCGCAGGCGAUGCGUGGUAACUCGGGCCGUCUUCCCGACAAUCAUACAUUGUGAUGGGGAAGUGCAAAACAGCAUGUGCAGAAGAUCUGAAACAGUGCAGGUAGUCGAGUGUUUGUACAAACGAAACACACUUGAUCUGCAUUCAGUCGGCCAACCCCAUUUCCUUAUGUAUUCGCAUGCAACUCAUUAGAUUCAAUUGAAAAGUCAAUUUAUCAAACACGCGUUUUCCGUAACUCUUCAUCAGGCCACAAACGGUUACGGAGAAGUUUAACUUAUGCGACGUUACAGGGCUUAAAAUUGAUUCAGGGACUAUUAACAGCAGUCGUUUCCAUACCAAUCAUCCUUCCCACGCCAUUCGCAUGACUAAGGCGUCUUACGGCGUGACUUGACCAUUGAGUCAAGGGGGCGAGGGAGAGGGGGAACAUAGGCGGUGAGUAAUGUUUGUACGUCUGGUACGUUGUGCACCCACCUCUGCCAUCAUGAGGUUGGGUCGAAGUUGGCGUCGGCGUUGGCCAUGGAAGACAAAACGGCUGUAUCAGAGUCUUCUGACAGCAUAGCACUGGAUUGGCUAGCCGAAUAUCCACUACCUCGGCCUUUUGCCUUUCAAUCCGCAAUUUGUUGGCGACGGAAGGGUAAUGAUGCUCGCCAAGCCCCAUGGCGGAAAUGUCAGUACCGACGGACGACAAGGAUCUUUCGUAAGUUUAGUUCUGAUUAAAGCUAAAUUUGACUCCAAAUUCCAACAAAAAUGGCAGAUUUGUUUGUUUUAGUUUCGAAAGCGUAGUUCCACGCGUUGGAUUCCAACGAUGAUCAAAAUGCGCAGACGAGUUGAUGAGUUGACCAGAUUACCACAGUCCAACUGCUGAUCAAAAUUAUCUGCGAGUAUCUAGUUUCACAUCCAAAUAUCCGUGCCAACCACAUCAUGGCGGGUUAUUUUGACGGUAUUUUACGUUAACGGGUCACUAUGAUAAUUAUGGCCUUGUUUGACUGAAGACGCGAACCCAUUUUAUCGAACUGUCCUUCAAAUUAAGUGCGUCCAGUAACAAAACAGAAAGUAUUUACCUCAUGAGGGUUUGUAGCCUGGAUUGGAGAAAGUGAAGAGGAGGUCCCUGUCUAACGGGACCAGUGGGAAAAGGUGUUGUACGGGUGGGGUAAUAGGGAGGACCCAUAGGAGAGUAACUUAAAAUAAAAGAAAAAAUGAAAGUUUACGAGAUAAUUAAUUUAAUUCGUCUUAGGUGAAAGAGCGCCGAAAAUUCUAAAAAGGCAUUUCAUAGGUGGCACAGCCUGCGGAAGACGGCGUCGAUGGAAAGAGAUAGGUCUAGGUGACAAGGCGCCACUCGUAACCAAUAGCGACGAGGUACCGAAGUCCAAGGUCAUUCCGCAGAAGGUGCCCCAGAAAAUACGACACGUGAUGAUGAAUGCUCGUGAAAGCAGAUCGCUGGACAGUGAAUCACAAUAGCGGUAAGUAUGAAUGUGGAAUACUUAAGAGGCAGAGGAUUGAAACCCAAUUGAUUAAUUUGUUCAAUAAUUAUCAUGCGAUUCCCACUUAUAGAACGCAGACAGCAAUGAAGGCGCACCCAGAAACUGAGAUGCUUAGCAGUUGACGGGGAAGGUAAACAAUGAGAUGUUAAUGAUGUUUUACACGUAGGUCAAUAUAAACAGGCAGAGGAAUUAUAAGCAGUAAGAACAACCGAACGCCAAGGCAAUGGACAUCUUGCCGUGGGAAUCUAGUGCAACGGAAGCAGUUUGUAAUUCGUUCAUACUGUACAUAGCAAUAGAGAAUUCUUUACUAAGUCUCCGAUUCUUUUUUCCCUUUUAAUCCAUAAGCUUAGCCAAAGAAUGCGCCGACGGGGAUGGAAUUGCUUUUAUUUGAAGGGAUAGAUGGGAUACCGAUGGGUUUCCUAACUGCUUGUCUUGACCAAUCGGAAGGCUACCCCGUAAGUACGCUGAACUUCAAACCGAUUUAUGGUGAAGGUGAAACGGAAAGCUAUGCGUACAGGUCGUCGCAAGGCGGCUAAAUUGCCCAACCACACGGGCAUGUGAAAUCGUCCGACACGCAAGCACAAAGCAAGGGAAGGAAACUGCACAGAAAGCCGGAGGCCCGGUUUGAUGCCGAAGCCUGUGAAAGUGCAAGGCAAGGUCACCCCCUAUUGUUGAGUAGCCCUCACAACCCAGCGGUGGUGGGGUGUGGGUGAGAAAAUGAGCAGCAAGGCAGGCAGGGAAUUUUCGCGGCAGUGGCCUGCGCAAAAGCGAAACCGUAGAAGCAACUGCUGGGAAGAAAUGGACCGCUGGCCGUCCUGGUCCUCACUGACCCAAGGCACCCAACCCAACUCGUAAACCUAAGUACGCAGACCUUAAGGCAGAACGAAAAACUGACCGUACUGAGCGCCGCAUGUCCGAGGGAGGCCGAGGCAGGCCAAAUCGACCGAUUGGGUGCCGGUGGAAGUGCUAACGGAAAACUCGGCAACAAAAGCAAACGGGUAGCGGCCUUAGAUGACCACACAGGAAGCCAGCGACGGGGUUUGACGUCUAUACCGGUAAGCAAGAAAGGUAAGUGCAGCCCCUUUAGUUUAGGGAACCGGUGAAAGUCGCCAAGUCCCAAGUCCGUUGCACGCGAAUGUUGGUAAUCUCUACGUCUCCCUUAGAUAACUGAAAUCGUACCCAUUUUCUACAGCUCAAUUAUGCAUAGAGUAAUGUAGCGCUCUGAGUACACUCACUUCCUGGGCGCUACAGUCCCAUGUCGCUUCGGGGAGCAAAAGCGACACCAGUGUCGCCUCACAUUGUCUGUGGGCGGCCCCUCGAAAAGAAGGUAUAGUAGUCACCCAAAUACUCCAGCAGGUCCUGUUCGCGAAGUGGGUCUUGUUGGGAGCAGCGAUGUCCACCGUGCAGCACGCCGGUUCUCCAACGACCACUGGCGUCCUCCGUUCCGGCCGGUUGCGCCCCAGGUUAUCUAGAAGGAAACGAACAGUCCAGGCCGCUAGAGUGAACGGAUGCAACGUAACAGCCUGUGUAAUGGGAAGGGAGUUGGGGACGGGUUGUUGCUAUUGUGGUUGUUGUUAGUAUUUCGACCGCGAGAUUUGCGUUGACGAGUCGCGGCAUACCUGUAAAUGAUUUAGACCCAGCAUUUGUUUAGGGCACUUUUUAGCCCCUCCUUGCGUUAGGAAGCAAGCAGUACUAUCCGUAAAUAGGGCUGUUUCGUAAAGAUAUGGCAGUUUAUAUACUCCAGACGGUUGCCGAACUGCAAUGUGGGUCUCGGCCUUAUUUAGUGGACAGCGAACCGAGUUAGCCAACGCAGCCUACAGGAUUUCAUGUCACCCUCAUCAUACGACUUUUUUGAAGAGGAAGGAAGGAGGAGGGAUGGAUAGGGAAGCAGAACUACCGCGUGCGGUGGAACACACAUACAGCAUCGGAUAUAUCCAUCUGUUUAAUGGCGUCGGUCCGGACGGUUACCGGGGUGUGGCUGCUGGGUAAAGCCGAGCUUCAAAGCGCCACAGAAGAGAGUUGGGUGCCAAUAAAUGUUCGUUGGGCUGAGCGCUGUUUUCUGCUGCCGAAGUUUAACACUUCUGCAACAACAUAGCUGUGUGUGUAAAUGAAUUUCCAGAUAGAGCGUGAAGAUAGUGCUCUGGUGUCUAUCCUGAAUGGUUCGUGAAGACUUUCCUACUUGACUACCAUAAGGAACCUGCAACGACGAAACAGUGAUUUUUUUUCUGCAUUGGGGCAUGGCUUUGCGCACCAAUUGCAGUCGGCUUCUCGGCCAAUACCGCCGCUGUCCAAACUGGCCAAACGUCUUCGAGGCUGACUCAGACAUGACCUCUCCACAAUUGGCGUCCAAAAUGUCUUCGUGUUCGGAACUAGGCCUGAUCCCGUAGUGGCCUGGGACUCACUAUUGCUCAUUGUUUAACGACAGAUAUGCCUGGUUUACAGCAUCUAUGAGGGUAGCUAUGUUGGGUUCUGCAAUGGCGAUUGUAAAGAUAUCAUCAAUGUAGCUGUCAUAAUGCCUUGGCUUAUUGAUCUGGUCGUUUAGUUAAAAUUUAUCUAACGUGUCUACCAAGACAUCGGUUAAUAGAGGCCUAAGAAGCGAGCUCAUAUGGACGCCGUCAGUCUGUCUAUGGAUUUUGUUGUCAAAAAAAAUAGAACACCUGGGAUUUAUUGCCAAUAGAAGCGAAGUGACGAGUCUCAGGAAGCAGUCGUGAGAAAGUAGACAUGAUCGCUUGGACAAGAGCUUUAUUUGCCUGACGUUUCGGAUUUCCGGCUAGAACUCAUCAUCAGAGAAAAAACAGAUACCGAUGGUUCAAGCACAAGGGGCUGCAGUAUUUAUAGGAUGCAGUCGCCAUGCUACCGCAUACCUAUGAACAUUCACGGCCCCCCCUCCCCCCUCCUUUCAUCUGGGAUCUUUGCACUUGGUGUGAUGACUGUUUGAUGGGCGACAUCCCUGUCGUUAAUUGCUGCAAUUUCAUCACGUUUGUUGGAUGCUGGUGUGACCACGCGAAUGUAACACCAGAAUAAUUGUGACAGAUCGUCUAUUGUCCGCAUACUCUCCCUCAUUUUGCUCUGCAAUCGUGACUUUUUGGCGAGGCAUAUGGCGUCGAGGUGUUCUUUAAGUAACGCACUGUAAUACUAUUGAACUAAUUAAACAACGCCAUUUAAAAUUCAUUUGUUCGUCUUUUGCGCUAAAGCGCCUAAAUUGUGCAUGGAAUAUCAGAACGGCCAUCCAGCAUGGUAUUGUCGCAACCUAAUUUCACUAGUUACUUUAACUCAUUGGUCAGUAAAUUCUCGUUAGAUAUUGGCUGCAAAACCAGCUUAAGUAAAACCUACAGUAGAAAUCUCUCACACCUGAUGUUUCGUGGAAUUUUUGCAGCAGUCAUGUAUUAUGUGUAUGCGGAGGCAUGCUUGUUCUCGUGGAAUAAACGGUGCGUCUCCCUCAAAUGGUAGCAAAUUUAUAAAAAAGUAAACCUAAAUCGUGCAGUAACCUAGGUGUGUUUGAAUACAGUCCACAACAUAUAUUGUACUUCGAUAUGGGUAUAGAUUCGAGAUCCAGAUAUUGUGUCACGUUCAUCAUACCCCAAAAAGGACAGAGAAGAAAAGAGGACGAAUUCAUAGACCGAAUUAUAUUUGAACUGACGUUUCGGAAACCCUCUCGUCUCCAUCAUCAGAGUAAAGUGUUGGCUGUUCCGGCUGACUUUGAUUGCUUCAGCCUUGAUACCUGCCUGGUAUUAUAUCCGUGCUCGAGGCACAAACUAUGACCUGCCCUUUCGCCGCCGAUUAGCGUUGGCCUCUCCGUGAUUGACCGCCGGUGGGCUUGUGUCAGUUCUGACCCGUUUGCGGCCGUCGUAAUUGUUGGCGAGCCAGCACGCUUGUCGGCCUCCCCCUCGUCACUCAACGGACUGAUCAGUUGUUGGGGCUCGCGUGAGUUGAUCUCAGCUUCGUGGGCGUCGCGGUGAGGUGGCGUCCUAUGCUGGUCACGUGACCUCCGCUCGGCUUCUCUCCUACUUUCGCUGGCAUCGGCUGUCGGCCACGCGUGACUUUGUUUGACUGUCCUGAUGGCCUUGUCCGCACUGACUCGAGCCUUGUGCGUAGCGCCUAGUAGGCGGGAUGCAGAUCUAUGGCUCUGUUGAGUGUGUUAGUCAAGGACCAACUUUCGAGCAUCAGUUUGACCAUUUUAUUAUUGGCUCGGCCGAUUACCCUUGCAUUCUCAAAAGCGAAAUUGUGGUUUUUCUGUUUGACGUGGCCAUAGACCAUAGACAGGUUGUCCUUGCGGUUGAUUGCAAGCUGGUGCUCAUGCAAUCUUGUGCCAAGCCGUUUGCCCGUUUUACCAACAUACCUUGCAUCACAGUUUUGGCGUGGUAUGCUGUAGACAACCGCUGAUUGUUCUGUCACCUGCAGCGGGUCUUUGGGCCUCAAGUGACACAAGCCCACCGGCGGUCAAUCACGGAGAGGCCAACGCUAAUCGGCGGCGAAAGGGCAGGUCAUAG